CGCCCGGUCUGGCGUCCCUGGUGUCGCGCCCCGCCCCGGCCCGCCCUCCUGGCCGGCCCAGGCCUCCGGAGCUAUUUUGAAAGUGACCCUGGGCUCGGGCGCGGGGCGGCGGCGAGGGCGCGGCGGGCGGGAACCAUGACCGAAGAUGACCGAGGCGGCGCUGGUGGAGGGCCAGGUCAAGCUGCGGGACGGCAAGAAGUGGAAGAGUAGGUGGCUGGUGCUGCGCAAGCCGUCACCGGUGGCAGACUGCCUGCUCAUGCUGGUCUACAAGGACAAGUCAGAGCGCGCCAAGGGCCUCCGGGAGCGCAGCAGCCUGACCCUGGAGGACAUCUGUGGCCUGGAGCCCGGCCUGCCGUACGAGGGCCUGGCCCACACGCUAGCCAUCGUCUGCCUGUCCCAGGCCAUUAUGCUGGGCUUCGACAGCCGUGAGGCCAUGUGCGCCUGGGAUGCCCGGAUCCGCUACGCACUCGGUGAGGUGCACAGGUUCCACGUGACGGUGGCGCCAGGCACCAAGCUGGAGAGCGGCCCGGCCACCCUGCACCUCUGCAAUGACGUCCUCGUCUUGGCCAGGGACGUCCCUCCGGCUGUCACGGGGCAGUGGAAGCUGUCUGACCUCCGGCGCUACGGGGCGGUGCCAAACGGAUUCAUCUUCGAAGGCGGGACCAGGUGUGGGUACUGGGCCGGGGUCUUCUUCCUGUCCUCCGCCGAGGGGGAACACAUCAGCUUCCUGUUCGACUGCAUCGUCAGAGGCAUCUCCCCCACCAAGGGUCCCUUUGGGCUGCGGCCGGUUCUCCCAGACCCGAGCCCUGGGGGACCCUCAGCCUCGGAGGAGCGCGUGGCCCAGGAGGCCUUGGAAGCCCUGCAGCUGGAGAAGCGGCUCAGUCUCCUCCCGCCCACGGGCCGGCCGGGCAGUGCAGGGGAUGACCGCAGCCUGUCCAGCUCGUCCUCGGAGGCCAGCCACUCGGACGUCAGCGCCGGCGGCCGGCUCACUACAUGGCCAGAGCAGUCCUCGUCCUCCGCCAGCACGUCGCAGGAGGGGUCUGGGCUGGCGGCUGCCCAGGCCUCAGGGGAGGCUGCGUUGGGUGCCAUGAGGCCGCCCCCCAAACCGCUUCGGCCGCGGCAGCUGCAGGAGGUCGGCCGCCAGAGCUCCUCGGACAGCGGCAUCGCCACGGGCAGCCACUCUUCCUACUCGGGCAGCUUCUCCUCCUAUGCGGGCAGCAGCCUGGACGUGUGGCGGGCCGGCGAUGAGUUCGGCUCGCUGCUCAGCCUGACGCCAGCGGCUGGGGCGCCGGAGCCCAGCCUGUGCGCCUGCCCUCCCGGGGUGGCUGAGUACCAAGUGCCCACGGCCCUGCGGCCUCACUACGACACGCCCCGCAGCCUGCGCCAGGCCCCCAGGGACCAGAGCCCGGCCUCGCACGGCGGCCCUGAUGACAGUGCAGCCGGGGACUCGGGCGGCCAGACGUCCACCGGGUGUCCCUCCGGCUGGCUGAGUGCAAGACGGCAGGGACAGGCGACAGAGGGUGCCCCAGGCAGCGAGGCCACACUGCCCAGCCCAGCCCCUGCAGAGCUCUGGGGAGCAGGCGGCCCCCACGCUGGGCCCCCUCCAGCUUUCUUUUCGGCAUGUCCGGUCUGUGGAGGACUCAAGGGAGCAGCUGCCUCGCCCCCUGGACUCGAGAUGACACAUUCAGGAGCCCCGGGACUGGUGACUGUGAACAGCCCAGGGCCAGAGCGGCCGCACAGCGAGGUGCCUACCUACGUGAAUAUCCCCGUCAGCCCCUCCUCCAGAAGGCAGCUGCACUACGUGGGCCUGGAGCUCCAGGAGGCCGGCUCGGGGAUCCGAGGUUACCACCCAGUUCUCCAGCUGAUGGACGCCCACGAUGUUUCCAGUUUGGACUGCUGUGAAUAAAGCCACUGUGAACAUUCUCGCAGACACACACAUUUGUUUCUCUUGGAAUAUGUGUGGUUGUGGAAUUGCCAAGUUAUACGGUAGGGAAGUGUUUAUUUUUAAAAAGAAACUGCUAAGUAUUUUUCCAAAGUGUAUAUUGCACCAACAACGUAAGAGUCCCAUGGCCACAUCUCUCACCAAGCCUUGGUGUGGGGCCUGUCUUUCCGACUCCAGCCGCCCUGAGGGUGUGUAGUGGCAUCUUGCUGACACCGAGAGCCUUUUCGUCUCUCCCGACCACUUGGUAACUUCUUCAGCGAGGGGCCUGCUUAAUUGUUUACCCACUGAGAAAACUGGGUCGUAGGAUUCCUGACACUGCCUAGGAAUGAGCGCUUUCUCAGAUAUGUGCUGUAGUUUUUCACUCUGCCUUACUAGUCUACUUUAAGGUAUCUUUUGAUAAGCAGAGACCUUUAAUUUUGAUUAAACCCAAUUUUUCUUUUAUGACUCUUUUUGUAGCCUGUUUAAGAUAUUCUCCUGUUUGCCUCUAGAAGUUUUUUAAUUUUAGUUUUAACAUUUAGGUCCAUUCUGCAUCUUGACUUUCUGUAUGGUACAAAGUUUAAACAUUUCCCCCAAACGAGUUGCUCUACCUCCAUUUACUGAAAAGAUCUUUCCUUUAGAAUCUAGAGGUACUAUUUGGCUCUUCAAAAUCUACUGGGAAUUCCACUGUUCACAGUUCCUUGAAGAUGUUUUUGUCUUUUCUUUUGUAAACAAUAAACCCUUUUGGGCCGGGUGCGGUGGCCUAUAAUCCA
This is a messenger RNA of Microcebus murinus (gray mouse lemur), 2691 nucleotides long. NCBI's taxonomy places the organism in Eukaryota, Metazoa, Chordata, Mammalia, Primates, Cheirogaleidae. The record is from RefSeq and is a predicted model, not a curated record.